Messenger RNA from Vespa mandarinia (Asian giant hornet), 2324 nucleotides. Its product is annotated as glutamate receptor 4. Gene Ontology annotation, molecular function: ligand-gated monoatomic ion channel activity. Gene Ontology annotation, cellular component: membrane. The record is from RefSeq and is a predicted model, not a curated record. NCBI's taxonomy places the organism in Eukaryota, Metazoa, Arthropoda, Insecta, Hymenoptera, Vespidae.
UUCAAUGACAAAACGUUUUUAAUCUUUAACCAAUCGUUCCUUCAAAUUAUGUACAAUCAUGAGAAUAUAUUUGUUUCUUUAUAUUAUAUUGAAGGAUCUUCGAGUGUCAAGAACCAGUGACAUUAUAUAUAAAUUUAUUGAAACGUCAUGGAUAACGAAGACGGAUUUUAAUUUGGCAUUAAAUGCCACUUUCAAGAAUUCCUUAUGUUGUAAUAUUUAUUUACAUGAUACCACUCUGGAGAUAUCGCACCUGUUUAAAAAAUUCAUUGAUAAUUAUCCUUACGAAUAUUCAUUGAACGCAAAUAUUUAUGAUUGUAAAGGAUAUUUUUUGUUGGGCUCGACGGAGGAAGAAAUUUUGAAUGAUUUGAAGAAAAUUCCAAGUUUUAUAUCCAGCACAGAAAUUCUCAUUAUUGUGAACGAUUAUUUGAAAAUUAAUUCGAGUGUUUUUAACGUGAAGAUUUAUGGAAAUGCCAUUGCUAACGUAAUAAGCAAAUCAGGAAUAUGGAGUUUGUCGGAAAAUUAUUUAUUGCCAAGAAUUUUUCAUAGGGUCGACAACUACGAAAAACUGAAACGCGAUGAUGUAAAGGUGAACUUUUAUGGGAGACAAUUAAGAGCGUCAACAUUUUAUCGGCCACCCGUGUCUUAUUUAAAUCGUACAACCGUAAAAAUUAUUGAUGACGUCGAAGAAGAAAUAUUUGACGCUGACAACGAACUCGAGAGGGAUGGUAUCGAGAUGAAGCUAUUCUUACUGAUGGCAGAAAAAUUGAAUUUCACUUGGAUCAUUAAAAAAUCAAAAGAUGGAUACGGAAAGAGAUACAACGAGACUGUAUGGAAAGGUGGAUUCGUAAAACUCUUGUAUGACAAUAAGAUCGAUAUUGCGUUUGCUGGUAUAUGGUUAAACAGGAAUAAUUAUGAUUUCGUCCAUUUAACGGAUCCUUGGUAUCAAGUACAUAUACAUUUUUUGGUACCACGUCCAAAACCAAUAACCAGUUUCUGGGCUUUAACUAGACCUUUCUCGGUAACUACAUGGAUCCUUCUUGUCCUAGCAAUAUUCUUACAAAGCAUUUGCAUAUUUACUCACGCUCAAUUCAAUCCACGAUAUCCGGAACGCUUUCGAAAUUUUUUAAUAACUUUCAUCGAAUUGACCGGUCGUUUAUUGGGUUCUUGGGCACCAAAAAAUAUGAUUAGCGUCAAACUACAAUUAUAUCUUUGGCAAACAAUGGGAUUGAUACUCGUCACUGCUUAUAGCAGUAGUCUCGCAGCUAAAUUAACUAACUCCGAGUAUGAAAAUAGGAUCGACACGAUAAAACAAUUUCUCGAAGCUAAAUUAAUCUGGGGAAGAAAAAUUAUCCCAUCUUUCACAGAUUUCAUCGACUACGAAGAUCCUUAUUCAUCUCAGUUGCCGAAUACAUAUAAAUUUAUUAAAACUGAGGAAAUCCAUGAAAAUAUUGUUAAAGGCAAUCUCGCUAUAAUUGGAAAUUUCGUUGGGUCCGUUUUCUUCCCCGAUGAUGAAAUUUAUAAUAUGGAUCUUAAAAAUUAUCGGAUGAUGAAAGAAAUGAUUGGAAAAUUUUAUGCAUCUUUUGUUGCUCAACCUUGGCUCAUCUCACCAAUAAAUGGGAUGAUGUUACGAUUAAGGGAAUCCGGGAUCAUUACUUUUCAUUUGCAGGAUGUUUUACGACGACGUGCUGGUUUUAAUCUUCGGGAAGUUCUCGUAGAAUACGAUGGAAAGGAUGGAAGAUUGAGAGUACUCACUUUAAUACCUUUAGGAGCUGCUUUUUUUUUGCUUUUACUUGGAUUAUCGAUAUCGACUCUCGUAUUUUAUUUAGAACUUAAGUAUAAGAAUGAUUCCAAAUCGAUUCGCGAGAUUUUACGUGAUAUCGAUCAAAAACGGAGAUCUUACUCGACAACGACUAGCAAAAAAUAAUUAUAGUCUGAUGGUAUCUGAUGUAUUAAAUAUAAAACAAUUACUAUUACAUAAUCUUUAAUAAUAAUUGAGCCGAUAAGUAUGAAUUAAUUCAUCAAAUAUAUCAAAAUAAUAUAUUUUUCAUUUUGAGAUAUUUUGACAUUUGGAUUUGAAUUAUUUAAAAAUUAUUUAUUUAUCUAUACCGACAAAUAAAGAAAGUAAGUAUAAUUAUUCUUAAGAAAUAUAAUUCUUUUAUAUAAUUUUAAAAUAUUAAAAAUAACGCGCGCACGUGUGUGUGUUUGUGUUUAUGUGUGACAAAAUAUGUUAUUUAAUAUCUCAGACUUGAACCAUUUUCAUAAACAUCGGCUCAAUGGAUGUAACAUUAUGUAACUAUAUUACAAAUAUAGUUUCAUAGAACGAA